Myxocyprinus asiaticus (Chinese sucker) is the source of this 1043-nucleotide messenger RNA. Its product is annotated as protein CEBPZOS-like. Lineage: Eukaryota; Metazoa; Chordata; Actinopteri; Cypriniformes; Catostomidae. The record is from RefSeq and is a predicted model, not a curated record. The transcript is spliced from 4 exons. The coding region runs from base 411 to 656 and encodes 81 amino acids.
UUUAAGAGCCCUUCAAAAACAAUCCGUCACCGGAUGACGAUGUGCUAUAAUGUAUUGAAAUAAUUUAAAUUGAAAUGGUUCUUGGAAUGUUUUUUAUUUCGUCAUAAAACAUGGCUACUUUUGAAUGGCUGUCUAUGGAUAAAUAUGCGUUUUGCCAUCGGGUGGUGUAGUUCCAGCAUCUACCAGCAGGUGCUAACAGGGACCUGCUAACCAGCCAAUUCAUGGUACCCUAGCAACAGCGCAUGAACGUAAAUUCCGCGAUAUCUGCCUUUGAUCUCGAGAUGUGAGAACUGUCCGACUUGACAGCUCUUUUUCUCCUCCCUCUGACUGCAGCCGCCUACUCGCCUGUCUACUGUCAACUAGAGUGUCGCCCAACCGUCACUCGACCCGGAAGUGCUUCUGCAGACCUGAUGUCUCCUAAACCCAUGGAGCCAUUUGCAAGAAAGAUUUUUAAAGGAAUCAUUCUGUUUGAGGUGGCUGGUGUGAUUGGGGCAUAUGCACUCUUUCACAAGAUGAACUCCAGUCGAGACUUCAGAUGCACUGUGAAUACUUAUUGUCCUCAAAUUCUAGAGGUGUAUUACAGAUCAAAUGAGUGGUCUGGGAUCUAUGGCAUCCGGGAGGCAGAUCAUGAGGUCUGGUCUUCCAAGCUGGAGUAGAAGUUUCUGCUCUUCACCUUCAAUUUUUUUUCAUAGACUUUUUAGUCUUUCGUGCCAUUCCAAGCUUUCUCCUGUUGAACAUAGCCUUUUUUCCUGCGGAGAGUUUUAACAUCUCUUCCACGGAUCCACUCAUCCCGUUGAGCUUCCCAUCUCAGCUGCUUCACAUCUGCGUGAAGACAGGAAGAAUUUCACUUCACAGUCUGCACUUUCUUCUGCAAAUAGAUUUUACUCACAGAUAACAUGCUAUUAAACACUCUGAAUGAUGAAACCUAUUAACCUCUUAUUAUUGUGUAUUAGGGGUCAAUGAUGUGAUGCUAAUUUUGUUUUUGUCUGGACAUCAAGCUGUACAAAAUUGUUCAAAAUUAAAAUAGAGAAAUUGAAAAUAUA